GAGGAUUUAUAUGGCAAGACAUGUACCAAUUACAUUUAUGAGGUAUACCUAUAGUUAUAUCUAUAGUUAUAUCUAUAGUUGCAACUUUCUAAAAACCGGAUUUAUUAAACGUAUUUAAAGUCCACACUACCGGCCUUAUGUAUGCGUCUCGGUCGUAUCGUGAUCUGUGGGGUCCCCACGUCCUAGACCUUGGAGUGGUAAAUGAACCGCAAUCGUUGUAACGAUAUUUGUGACUAAGGUGACUAGCAUAAUGCGGAGUGGCAAUCAUCCAUGCGUCAAUUUCGGCUCCAAGCUUUACGCGCAUGUCGGAAGAGGAGCUGGCUAGGCUCUCACAGGGGAAAAUGUAACGCUGGCAUGGGUGGCGGAGUUGAUGGUGGAGCCUUCAUCGGCGGCUCUGUUAUGUCGGUCGUUCUUAAGACUCGGCCUCUGUCCACUAAAAUCGGCCCGUUGUUGAAAAUCGCCGGAGGUGAAUUGAGACGAGGUUCAGUCACUGUCGGCUCCAUGUGAUAGUCACCAGUAACGAUGAAUCCAUAAGAAGACCUGUAUAUCCUGGCUGGGUCUUUUUUCCCUCUUCUCCUUCUUCUUCACUCACCAGGUCUCUUACCCAAUUCGCGUCUUUACUGUUCAGGUGCUCAGUUACGCGUCAGGCGCACCAGCGGCAACCAUGCAGACCCCACGGUCUUCUCUCACUCUCCUCGCUCAGCUGGCUACUCUGGCCCUCUCGGCAACUGUAGAUGACUGGAAAACGCGAAACAUCUACUUUGCUUUGACAGACCGCAUAGCCCGCAGCAGCAGUGAUACGGGAGGUUCAGCAUGUAGCAACCUCUCCAAUUACUGUGGCGGCACUUUCCAAGGCCUCCAAUCCAAGCUCGACUACAUUGCGGGUAUGGGAUUUGAUGCUAUCUGGAUCACUCCUGUUGUGACGAACAGCGACGGCGGAUACCACGGAUACUGGGCUACGGACCUAUACGGCAUCAAUUCUAAGCACGGCACGGCCGCCGAUCUGAAGGCCUUAGUUAAUGCCGCCCAUGCCAAGGGUAUAUACGUCAUGGUCGACGUCGUUGCGAAUCACAUGGGUCCCUCAGCCAUCUCGGGCCACCAGCCAUCGCCGCUUAACCAAGGCAGCUCUUAUCAUUCCGAAUGCACGAUCGAUUAUUCUAACCAGAACAGCGUGGAAAACUGCUGGAUUGCCAACCUCCCGGACGUUAACACGCAGAACUCUGACAUCCGGUCUCUUUACCAGACGUGGAUCAAGUGGCUCGUAACAGAAUAUAGCUUCGACGGCGUUCGCAUCGACACGGUGAAGCAUAUUGAGAAAGACUACUGGUCUGCCUUCUCUGCCGCUGCCGGUGUUUACACGAUUGGCGAAGUCUUCGACGGUAACCCGGCCUACGUUGCGCCUUAUGCUAAGCUCAUGUCGGGUUUGCUGAACUACCCUAUGUAUUACCCGAUGAAUGCCUUCUAUCAGCAGAAAGGAUCGAGCCAGGCGAUCGUAGAUAUGUAUAACACGAUCAGCUCGUCGUUCCCCGAUCCUGCCGCGCUAGGCUCCUUCCUGGACAACCACGACAAUGCCCGAUGGCUAAACACGAAGAACGACAUCUCGCUCCUCAAAAACGCGCUCGCAUAUGUCAUCCUUGCGCGAGGUAUCCCCAUCGUGUACUACGGUACCGAGCAGGCCUACUCGGGCGGUGCUGACCCCGCCAACCGCGAGGAUCUUUGGAGGACCGGCUUUAACACCGGCUCGGAACUUUACAAGGCGAUCAGUAAAUUAUCGGCCGCGAAGAAAUCGGCUGGUGGUCUUGCUGGUAACGAUCAAGUCCACCUGUACGUGGCCAGUACCGCGUAUGCUUGGAGUCGAGAAGGAGGCAAACUUGUCGUUCUCACGACUAACAGCGGACUCGGAUCGAGUGGAAACUACUGCUUCAAUGCUCGGGUUGCCAAUCGAUCUUGGAACAAUACCUUCGGCUCUGGAACUGUCACUUCGGAUGCAAGCGGAAACGUUUGCGUGACCGUUAAUAAUGGUGAACCCGUUGUAUUAGUUGCCUCUUAAAAGUCAUUCCUAGCCCGAGCAGUCCAGGGUGGACGGGUGCGGGGCGACAGUAAGAUUACAUGUAAUUGAAUCCAAUUUCAUCUUUCGGGUCCGAGAAAAAAAGUAUUGAACGCCGAUAGAUGAAAAUAAAAGGGAACAUUGUGGGUCGUUGGUAACACACACAUGAAUACCUACAUCCGUAUCUUGUAUAUUGUAUCUUGUACCUGGUAUAUUUUACUGGUACUAGGACACACAUCGG
Molecule: messenger RNA, 2288 nt
Organism: Annulohypoxylon maeteangense
Lineage: Eukaryota; Fungi; Ascomycota; Sordariomycetes; Xylariales; Hypoxylaceae
Product: glycoside hydrolase family 13 protein
Exons: 5
Coding region: 665-2050 (461 amino acids)
Biological process (GO): carbohydrate metabolic process
Molecular function (GO): alpha-amylase activity; calcium ion binding
Source: RefSeq, a predicted model, not a curated record